This is a messenger RNA of Haplochromis burtoni (Burton's mouthbrooder), 2448 nucleotides long. RefSeq lists its product as uncharacterized. NCBI's taxonomy places the organism in Eukaryota, Metazoa, Chordata, Actinopteri, Cichliformes, Cichlidae. Gene Ontology annotation, biological process: DNA integration. The transcript has 2 exons. The record is from RefSeq and is a predicted model, not a curated record. The coding region runs from base 80 to 2236 and encodes 718 amino acids. Gene Ontology annotation, molecular function: nucleic acid binding.
CAGUCAUUUUUAAUGAUCGUUGAAAGCCCAGAUCGUAAUCGUGAUUAAAAUUCGAUUAAUUGAGCAGCCCUACUUCAGAAUGUUCAGAUUGGGACAUACCCCUUCCAGAGGACAAACAAAGCAGAUGGAAACGUGGAGAAAUUCCCUUCAGGAUCUAAGAGAACUACAUGUUCCCAGAACCUACACAUCCACCUCACUAAGUCGAGCAAAGCGAAAGGAACUGUGUUUAUUCUCAGAUGCAUCUACUAAGGCCAUAGGAGCUGUAGCCUACUUAAAGGCAGUUCAAACAGAUGGGAAGGUCGAGGUUGGGUUCAUAAUGGGCAAAGCAAAACUAGCCCCCCUGUCAGAACCUACAAUACCAAGACUUGAACUAUGUGCAGCCGUCUUGGCAGCAGAAAUGGCUGACCUCAUUCAAGAUGAGUUGGACUUAGACUUUGAUGCAGUGCACUUCUAUACGGACAGUAAGGUAGUGCUUGGCUACAUCUGUAAUGAGUCAAAAAGGUUUUACACAUACGUUCACAACAGAGUACAGCGCAUUCGCCAGUCAUCAAAGCCAGAACAGUGGCAUUAUGUGCGCACAGAGGAAAAUCCAGCAGACCAUGCGUCUAGGUCACUGUCGGCAUUCCAACUAAAAAAGUCCACCUGGUUCACCGGACCACCCUUCAUCCACCGUCCUGCCGCAGAGACAACACAACUGAGUGGAAGGUUUGACCUGAUUGAACCAGAUAAGGACUCAGAAAUUAGACCAGAAGUAAAAACUUACGUCACUCACCUCCAAGUACUCAUCUGUAAGCGUUUUGAGCACUUUUCUACUUUUCAGUCUUUAGUCAGAGCCAUAGCAAAUCUUAUCCACAUUGCAAAGUCCUUCAAUGGGACUAAUCCAAACAAAAAAUGCAAAGGCUGGCACAAAUGUCAUCUGCCUCAAACUCCAGAGGAGAUUGCUCAAGCAAAAACUGUCAUCUUCAAAGAGACACAGAAGGCAUACUUUGAGAAGGAACUUUCUGCCCUUGAUGCUGGCAAGCCAAUCUCAAAACAGAGCCCCCUCAAGAAGCUCAGCCCAAUGUUACAGGACAGUCUCAUUUCUGUUGGAGGCCGACUCAAACACGCAGAAAUUGAGAGUGUUGAAAAGAGCCCAGUAAUUCUUCCAAAAAACAGUCACAUCUCCCUUCUGCUCACUCGCCAUUACCACGAGCUAACAAGGCACCAAGGUCGUCAUCUGACGGAAGGAGCAAUCAGAGCUGCUGGGCUGUGGCUUUUAGGCGGCAAAAAACUAGUCAAUUCAGUAAUCCACAAAUGUUUAACCUGCCGCAAACUACGUGGAAAACAAGAACAACAACUCAUGGCGGACCUACCACCUGAACGCCUAAAAACUUGUCCUCCUUUCACCUACGUCGGCCUUGAUGUCUUCGGACCGUGGUCCAUAACAACCAGGCGUACCAGGGGCGGAGUAGCUGAAAGUAAGCGGUGGGCCAUCAUGUUUACCUGCAUGAGUUCGAGAGCUGUGCAUAUUGAGGUAAUCGAAUCUCUGGACACAUCCAGCUGCAUAAACGCCCUCCGCCGCUUCUUCGCUCUGAGAGGCCCCGCCAAACAGCUGCUAUCUGACCGUGGCACCAAUUUUAUUAGCACUUCAAAGGAACUUGGAAUGGAUAAAUCACUCCAACAGUACCUAACUAUCCAAGGCUGCAGUUGGGAGUUUAAUCCACCACAUGCAUCCCACAUGGGAGGCUCUUGGGAGCGCAUGAUCGGAGUCGCCCGCAGAAUCCUGGACUCCAUGCUACUACAAAAUAAGAUUCAACUGACUCACGACGUGUUAUGCACACUCAUGGCUGAGGUUACAGCCAUAAUAAAUGCAAGGCCGCUCGUCCCAGUGUCCUCUGAUCCAGAGAACCCUUUCGUCCUAUCCCCUUCAAUGCUCCUUACGCAGAAAUCUUGCCUCCUAUCCCCACCUGGAGACUUUUCGGAUAAAGACCUCUACAACAAACAAUGGAGACGGGUCCAAGCCCUUUCCAACCAGUUCUGGACACGCUGGAGGCGAGAGUAUCUACCCACAUUGCAGCAAAGGCAGAAAUGGACCGGGUCGCGCAGAAACCUCCAAGUUGGUGACCUGGUUCUGCUCAAGGACAAGCAGGUUGCACGAAACAGCUGGCCCAUGGCCAGGGUCACUGCCACAUUCCCAAGCAAGGACGAUCGAGUAAGGAAAAUUGAGUUUUCACCACAUGUUCAUGGAGACAAUUAAACAAGCUGCAACUAAACUCCAGGGUCUUCAUUUGUGGUUUAACUCGGUGUCACCAACAUCCUCGUUGAAAACACUACAGGCAAUAUGGCCUACAAUCCAAAUUGCAGUAUAAUUUGAAGCAUGUGCGGUAACGAUAUAUAUUGCGAUAAAUAGAUCUUUUCUGUAUAUCAGCGGUCCCCAACCCCCGGGCCUCGGACCGGUACCGGUCCAUG